Messenger RNA from Solanum pennellii, 1913 nucleotides. RefSeq names its product protein DA1-like. Bases 232 to 1470 code for a protein of 412 amino acids. Gene Ontology annotation, molecular function: ubiquitin binding. The record is from RefSeq and is a predicted model, not a curated record. Lineage: Eukaryota; Viridiplantae; Streptophyta; Magnoliopsida; Solanales; Solanaceae. The transcript has 12 exons.
UUCUUACCUUUUUUAUUUUUCAAGAAGAAAAGUUAAAUAUAUUGAGAAAUUUGAUGCAAGGGAAAUAAGGAUGCCACACUUGCGGACUUAAUUGAUGUUAUCAGCGGCAUAGACCAGGAUAUGAUUAAUUUUCUUGGACUUAGCUUGGUUUAUUUGCUGGAUUCCAAUUGUUUUGCUUACUGAUCACAGUAUAAUUUUUUUUCCUUUCAACUCGGGAUUUGAUCUUGAAAAAUGUCUGCAAAUGGAUUCUUGCUUGAAGGUCCUUCUUACCAGGAUCAAUUCUCAGAAGACGAGGAUGAGGACGUGGUUCGUGCUAUUGGACUAUCUCUUCAAGAAUCAAAGGGAAAAGACAUAUAUAUAGGUAGUAAGUCAGCAAGGGUCAUUAGUAAUGUUGCCUUCUCAUCUCACCUUUUUAAGCUCAAUUGUUGUCCUAAUUUGGAGUGUCAUCAGAACGAUGAAGUGGAAAUACUUGCAGAAGUGCUGGAAGAAAGCACAUUAUCUUCUGCAGAUUUGAGCACCAGCACUGAAGGCAGCGAACUGAAAUGGUGGAAACUAUUCAAGGAGUUCAAUCCAUCUGUCCAUACAUCAAAGGGCACUUCUUGGUGGAGAAAGAGUAGCAAGCGGUGCAACACUCUUCUUUGUGAUGUUUGUGAGGAACAAAUUAGCUCGGAGUGGUUAAGGUGUACCUACUGGGGCCAGACUGUCUGUAAAAAGCAUAUAUCAGAUGGAACUCCCUGCUGCUGUGCCUGUUCUAGAUUUAAGAUAGGAGACAUCAAGUAUAUCACUCUGAGUGAUGGUCGACAACUUUGCCCUGAUUGUCAUUAUACAGCAGUGAUGGAUCCUGAAGACUGUAAGCCCCUUCUUGAUGAAGUUCACAGAUUUUUCAAAGGAUUAAACAUGAAAAUCAGAUAUUACAUUCCAAUUCUGCUAGUUGACCUAGAAGAGAUAAUCAGAAUCCAUAAAAAGAGCAUACUUGGCUCGACGAUUUAUGAGAAAUUUGAACUGAAAGCCGUAAAUUAUGUUUCAAAAUCAAUACAAAGGGGUGAAAAUGUUGAAGUGGUGAAAGAAGUAGAACAACUGCCUCCAGGACGCAAAGUGAGAGCAGUGCUGCUUUUAUACGGCUUUCCAAAGUUGGCCAUUGGAUCAACUUUGGCUCAUGAACUGAUGCAUGCUUGGAUGCGCGUUCAAGGCUAUAGAGGACUGGCCCUAAACAUUGCAGAAGGUCUUUCUCAGGUUAUGGCUCAUAAGUGGCUAGAAUGGCAAUCUUUCACCGGCCAUGACUACAUGAAGGGUACAAGUGAAAAAGCUCAGUUCUUGAGAAAUUUGAAAGAAUUUAUGAAAGAUGGAAUAGAGAGAAGAUAUUCUGAGGCAUAUGGUCAUGGAUUUAGAGAAGCAAAAUGGGCAGUUGAACGUUAUGGUUUAAGAUACACACUCAAGCAUAUAGCUCGUAAGGGCAAGUUACCUGAAUGACUUAGUUCAGCAAAAUGGGCAGUUGAACGUUAUGGUUUAAGAUACUCACUUCAAUGGCCAGUUGAACAUAAUGGUUUAAGAUACACGGGGCAAGUUACCUGAAUGACUUGCUCGGAGAGAAUCACAAUGUGGGGAAUUGAACCCUCAUCAACAAAGUGAGAAUUCAGAUAGUCAACCAACUAAGCUACUAAGAUUCUCCUAAAUGACUCACUUCUCCAGGUGACAUUAUUAAUUUUUGUGUUAAUUCAUUCAUCAUUUGGAUGAAACUGAUGGUUCUUGGACAAACAUUUCUGUGAAAAACAUGUAAUUUUUUGUAAUUUACUUUUAUGACUCCAAAUUGAGGCCCUGAAAUUACAUGGGUAACACAAAAAGUACAUAGGGAUAGUGACUUAUUUUUCUUACAAAUUUCUUGACUUUUAAUAUCACAUUGCUUGCUAUUUGGA